Messenger RNA from Closterium sp. Naga37s-1, 300 nucleotides. The record is from the annotation of a GenBank genome assembly. NCBI's taxonomy places the organism in Eukaryota, Viridiplantae, Streptophyta, Zygnematophyceae, Desmidiales, Closteriaceae.
AUGCCCGGUGCGCUGCUGCUGCUGCUGCUGGCGCUGACCACCACCGGAGCCGACCCUCUGCGAAGAGCCGCCCCGACCAGCUCCACCUCCGCCGCCGCUACCUCCACCACCGCCUCCACCUCCACCACCUCCGCUCGCACCGCCACCGCCGCCGCCUCCUCCGCCUCCACUGCCGCCACUAGUGCCCCCACUCCCGCCACCACUCCCACCGCCACCCCCACCCCCUCCGCCGCCUCCACCGCCGCCUCCACCGCCCCCGCCAGCUCCUCCAGCGCCCUUGCCCCCCUUGCCCUUGCUUGA